CGGGGCGCUGCAGGCGGGCGCGGCGGCUGCUGCUAUGGACUGGUGAUCGCGGCGUCUCCUGCUCGCGUCUCCCCCGGGCCGGGCGGCUGCUCCUCACCGUCAACCCCUCAGCCGGGGCCAUGGGCUCGUCUGCGGCCGCGGCAGCUGCGGCGGCGGCGGCCGCGGACUCGGCGCAGUGGCUCUCAGUGAAGGAGGAGACCAUCUUCCUGCACGACGGGCUGAUCCGGGUCACCGACCUGGCCGAGCUGCCCAGCGAGAUCCUCGGGGCCCCGGAGGCCGCCGACACCGACUUGGAGAUUUUAACAUUUGAGACCAAGAACCCGACGGAAUUAGCCGAACGUCUGCGCUCUGUUUGUGGGAAUCAGAGCAAUGCCUACGCGCGCCUGCUGGAAUACCGCCUGAAUGCCUUACGAGGACUGUGGAAUGCCCAGCGCCAGCUGGCCUUGGAGGAACAGCAUGAACGAGAAAGUUCGGGUGAUGAGGAAACAUUGGCUCUGCUCAAACGCCAGGGCUUGUUGCAGCAACCCGAGCAAGCUCCCUUCACGUCUCGGAUGGGGCUCCUGCUGGUCUUCCCCCUUAUUCAGUCCCAAAGCAGAACGGACCCCUCUCUCUGUAACAUAACUGCUGAGGUGCUAUUGAACUGCCUUCGUGACUGCCAGCCUUUGAGCCUGACCAAGGAGCCUGCUGACUGUCUCAAUGGAAUCGAAACUUUGCUGUGCUCUUGGCUAGAGGACCCUGCUGACACCGGCCGACACAUCCCACAUAAGCAAAAAGAAAAUGCCGCUGCUGCUCUGGUGGCUUUGGCCUGUGCCAGGGGAUCGUUGAAAACUUUUGUCCAUACGGUCCAUCUGUUACAGAAACAGACUGAUCUGGGGUCCCUGCCUGUAGCUGAUGUACUAUAUAGGCUGUUGCUUUUGGAAGGGGGGCCUGGAUCCCCCUCCUGUUUGCUCGGUGGCAAACACAUAGUAUCAUGGGGGUAUGAAGACAUGUUGCCUGCACCAGAUAGCAACACCGGCUCCAGUUCUGAAAAUAAAGAUGCUGACUUGGGGCGCUGUCUCACGGCAGAUGGUCUUUACCUGUAUACUACUAACUCAGUUGGAAGAGGAGUAAGCAAAUUGGGGUCUGGAUUACAUGGUACUCUCAGAGGUUUUGUGUACUGCCGGAAUGAGGAGCUGGAACCAGGAUGGGUUGCUUUUGGCAGUGGUAAUCUUCUCCACCGGCCUGUAUCUUUUGAUAAUAAACCUCACUCCCUUUUCCAGGUCAUUGACCAGAAUACCCUUCAGGUGUGCCAGAUGGUGCCAAUGCCAGCCAAUCAUCUCCCUGUUGGCAGCACCAUGAGCACUGUGCACCUUUCUUCAGAUGGUACUUACUUCUAUUGGAUCUGGUCUCCUGCCAGUCUGAAUGAGAAAACACCUAAGGGACAUUCUGUCUUCAUGGACAUUUUUGAACUUGUGGUUGAAAAUGGUGUAUUUGUAGCCAAUCCACUUCAGGAACGCACAAUUCUAAUGAGAAAAGAGGGCGAAUCUGCAAAAAGCAUUAAUGAGAUGCUUCUGAGCAGACUUUCCCGCUACAGAGCUUCCCCGUCCGCCACGCUGGCCGCCCUGACUGGCUCUACCAUCUCCAACGCCCUGAAAGAGGACCAAGCAGCAAAUACUAGCUGUGGGCUACCUCUGAAAAUGCUUCGGAAGACGCCCAUCUAUACCUGUGGCACAUACUUGGUGAUGCUGGUCCCACCUCCAGGGGGAUCAGGCAGCUCUGCCACUCGUUCUCUUUUUGGUGGAACAAGUGGCUUGUCGUCUCUAAAAAUCCUUGCCUCUAGCUUGGUGUAUAAUAUUUCGGAUGGUCAGUUCACAAGUCGUGCCGAUCUCAUAGAUGCUGCUGGAAGCUCGUUGGGGCGUGGUGCUCUUGUACCAGGAUUGGGCGCCUGUUACGAUACAGUGAACAACAUGCUGUGGACGUGCUCGAAUGAUUAUAUUGAUCAGUGGUGUAAUCCAGGGAACCAGGCCUUCCAUUAUGUUUGUCAGAGACUUGGAGUCAGCCACAUCAUCACUGAGCCCAAAGAAGAGGCUAUAACCACAAAUGAGGUUAUAAACCAAUUAUUGCACCACGUUGGUGCGAUGUGCAUACACCAACUCAAUCUUCUUGCCACCAACCCCAAUCUUCCAAUCACAAGUGUCUUGGGCAAGCAGCAUCCAAUUGAAGCACACCAUCUUAGCAGUAUUUGUGACAUUAUGGAGAAGGCCAUGGUUAACGGAGAUACCUGUAUCAUACGCUGUAUUCUCGUUGUCUUUCAGGUGGUAUUUAAAUUUUUCUUCAGCCCACAAACUGAAAGGAAUCGAGACAUCAUUCGACGGUCUGGAUUGCUGCUUUGGCAGUUGUUGAUGGCACCAAAAGAUCAGAUUUGCCCUGAAAUUCAGAAGGAAGUGUGUCUUGCCAUCAGCUCUGGUUUAAAUAUCUUAUACCCCGGUGAAACCGAAAUCAAUAACUUACUGAAGCUGGUCUUAACGGAAGGAGAGAGAAACAGCGGCCUCUCCCAGCUGCGGGAUGUGAUUCUAACGAAUUUAGCUGAACAGCUUCAAAACAACCGAUUUGGCAGCGAGGAGGAUGAGCAUUACAGACUAAAUGAUGAACUUUUACACUACAUUCUGAAGAUUGUUGUGCGGGAAUCCUGUAUCUUAAUCACCAAGUGCCAAACUGUCUCUAAAGAGGAUUUUCAAAAACUCCUUUCAACUGUGCCUGCUGCAUCCUCCUGCCUGCGCUAUCUGAUGGCAGUUCAGAACCACCUUCUCAGUAACACUAUUUUGAUUAAACCCGAUGAGAAUGAUGACAGUGACAACUCCUUGCAGGGAGAGACAUUGAAGGUACAGGAGCUAAAGGUCAGUAUUUUGGCUCUUGCCACCCAAAUCCUGACUGGAUGUGAUGAAGUGUUGGAAAUGCUACAGCAGGUCACAACUGCCCUCAUAAAUAGUGACCUAGCUGACCGUGAACAGAGGUUGAAAGGCUUGGAACAAGUUACUAAGGCUACUAUGCUUGGUCACCUUCUUCCAGUGUUACUGACCUCGCUGAUGCAUCCAAAUUUACAGACUCUGACCAUGGCCGACGCCCUGAUGCCUCAGCUAGUGCAGCUGGUGCUCUACACCAGUCAGACGGCUUUGCUGCUUAAAACCCAGUGUCCAGUUUUUGCCGAGGUGGGCUGUUCCCCAUGUGGUGCAUCAGACCAGAAGGGCAGGCUGUUCCCCGAUGAGAGGAUGCUGGAAGAGAAGGAAGAGCCAGGCUUUCUCACUGGUUUAAAGAUUCCUGCUCCAUGGGCUGCUGGGAAGACUGUGGAAACAGUCCACCCUGUCAGAGACAACUAUAAAUUUAAAGAAACUGUCCACAUCCCAGGAGCUCGCUGCCUGUACCUUAGAUUUGAUAGCAGAUGCUCUUCACAAUAUGACUAUGACAAAUUGGUGAUAUAUGCGGGGCCUAACACAAACAGUAGGAAGGUUGCUGAGUAUGGAGGCAACACACUGGGAUAUGGCAGCCGUAGUGUCUUAGGAACUGGCUGGCCCAAAGACUUGGUGAAGGUGGAAGGAGAUACAGUCACCUUCUCCUUUGAAAUGAGAAGUGGCCGUGAACACAACACUCCCGAUAAAGCUAUGUGGGGCUUUGCUUGCACAGUUCGCGCUCAGGAGUCGUCGGAGGAUGUGUCGGGAGGCUUGCCCUUUCUGGUAGACCUGGCUUUAGGUCUGUCUGUGUUAGCUUGUUCCAUGUUGAGAAUCCUGUACAAUGGACCAGAAAUCACCAAAGAAGAAGAAGCCUGUCAGGAGCUAUUGCGGUCCAAACUUUUACAAAGGUGCCAAUGGCAGGUGGAGGCCAAUGGCGUGAUCUCUCCUGCCCUUACUCCAAGCCCAUCUCCACUGCCACUGACCAUCGAGGAAGACAGAGAAUUCACCUACCCCUGUGACGUCCUCGUGCCUCCCGUUGGAAACUACUUUGACCUGCCCCGGAUCAGGCUGCCUCCAGGAAUCAUGAUAAAGCUCAGGGAAAUUUCUGGGCGUGCUAGACCUCAAUUCAGACCAAGUAUAAAAGAAGUGAUUCAGCCAGACGUGAUGGAGGAAAUGGUGGUAUCAUGUGUUAUUAAGCACUUGAACUUGGUUGAUGCACUGCAGUCCCUAAUAAAUUUCCAGUAUCAAGAAGAACAUGCUGAGGAAUAUGACUUACUGUGUAAAAUUAUGGGAGAGACCUUCAAGAAACUCAAUGCCAUGGAGAGACAGCUGCAGAGUGUUGCAGAAUUGGAGCAGAAAUGGCAAAGCGAGGUUGAUGAUGCCAUGCAAGGGAAGCUAGAGAACAACAUGCCUUUCUUCUAUGAUUACCAUUUCAAUGAGAACAAAAUGAAAGAACUAGAACUUUUGUGUUCAAUGAGAGAAGUCUCCUUUGAUGGAAAUGAUCUUGAAAACAUGGUCCUAUCGCUGAGGGAGAAGUUCCUGCAAGAAGUGAAUUCUGUCAUACAGAAACCCUCGCACCCACUGGCGAAAACGAAGACGUUGGUGAAGAGUUUAAUGAACCGAGCCGAGCUGCUGUUGCAUGUCACCAUCUCGGCCCAGCCUGGCCUCACGAGAAGCAUCUCGGGGACCCCCGCAGAGACACCGGCUUGUAAAUCAGCUUCAGAAACAAAGGUGAUAUCUCACGCUGUGCGGCAGCCUGUUUUUCUUCGCAGCAUGUCGGCUCCUUCUGACCUGGAAAUGAUUGGUAAUGAAGAUUUGGAAUUUACUAGAGCAAAUCAGAGGCGGCGCCACGUCACCAGCCACCGCAGCAGCUCCUUUACACUCCUGCAGUCAUUGGCCAUUGAGGACAGCAGGGACAAGCCCACCUACAGCGUCCUGCUGGGGCAGCUGUUUGCCUUCAUCGGCACCAACCCUGACCAAGCCGUGUCCAGCAGCAGCUUUCUUUUGGCUGCACAGACGAGGUGGCGGCGGGGGAAUACUCGCAAGCAGGCGCUGGUGCACAUGCGGGAAUUGCUGACGGCCGCUGUGCGCGUUGGGGGCGUGACACACCUUGUGGGUCCAGUGACUAUGGUCCUUCAGGGAGGACCCAGAAUUGAAGAACUAACCUGUGGUGGGAUGGUGGAGCAGGUCCAGGAAGCCUUUGGCGAGACCAUGACCUCUGUCGUGUCUCUGUGUGCUCGUUACCCUAUCGCAUGUGCAAAUAGCAUCGGACUUUUGUGUACCAUACCUUAUACCAGGAGUGAAGAGAAGUGCCUGGUGCGCAGUGGCCUCGUUCAGCUCAUGGAUCGACUGUGUAGCUUGAGCAGUCAGACGGAGUCCAGCUCCAGUGAGAAGCAAACCAAGAAGCAGAAGGUGGCCACCAUGGCCUGGGCAGCUUUCCAGGUGCUAGCCAACCGCUGUGUUGAAUGGGAAAAAGAAGAAGGCGGCUCCACAGAGGCGGUGCACUCAGGUCUGGCCCGUCAGGUGUCCAGCCUUCUCACCAACCAUCUUGCCCGAGCAACUGAGUGCUGUGGUAACCAGGCUGCUGGGAAUGACGCCCUCCAGGACGUCCUCAGUCUUCUCAAUGAUCUCUCAAGAAGUCACAUAGGUAAAGCCAUCCUGAGCCAGCCAGCUUGUGUGUCCAAACUCCUCUCUCUGCUGCUUGACCAACGCCCGUCUCCAAAGCUAGUCCUUAUCAUUCUUCAGCUGUGCCGGGCGGCGCUCCCACUGAUGAGUGUAGAAGACUGUGGAAACGUGGAGCUCCCGCCAUGGAGCUACUCCGUUCCCUCCCUAAACAGUGAGCAGGAGGAUCCCAGCGACCCAGCAUCCAAGAUUGCCUCAUUGCUCUUAGCAAAGCUGGCAGAUUACGUGGUCCCAGGAUGUCAGACAGUUCUUUCUCCAACUGCUUCUGAACCUGACACUACAUUGACAAAAACCAGUCCCAAGAAUUCCUUAAAAGGAGAUAAAGAUCCUGGAGAAGAGAGUGAAGCAGUGGAUGGCAAGCUGUCUAUCUUUAUCCACAAGCGGGAAGACCAGUCAUCUCAUGAGGUUCUCCAGCCGCUACUAAGUAGCUCAGAAGGACGGCCCUUCAGACUUGGUACUGGUGCCAACAUGGAGAAAGUCGUGAAAAUGGAUCGAGACAUGACCAAGGGCGGCUGCUGUGAGGUGAUCACAGAAGAGGCUGCAGCCGCUCUUCGGAAGGCAACCAAGUGGGCCCAGUCAGGCCUCAUCGUCAGCGUCGGGCCACCUGUAGAGUCCGUCAGCCCAGAGACUGUGAGUGGACUGUCCACAGGUGACAAAAAGAAAACCGCCCAGACCUCCAUUUGCCGAGAGAGGAACUCUGAGCUCGCCAGGACUGACCCCGUCCGACCCUUCAUCAGUGGGCACGUGGCGAACAGCAUGGCCGCAGAAGUGAUCGCCUUGCUUCAUAGCUUGCUAAUGGCACCCGAGUCAAAUGCUGCUCAAAUAUGGACCACAACGGCAGAAAAGGUUCUGUCUCGUGCGCUGAUGUACAUUCCACAGUUGGGGAAAUAUGCAGAGAGCAUUCUGGAAAAUGGCAGCAGUAGCGGCAGGAAACUCGCCAAACUUCAGAGAAUCGCCCGCCAGGCCGUCGCUGCACUGUGUGCCCUCGGAGGCUUCAAAGAGACCAUCAAGAUAGGGUCUGAGGUUCAGGUUUUAGGUAGAGGAAUAUCAGGAAGCAUCGGAGUAGUGGCUUCUAUCAAUGAACAGGAAGGUAUAGCUACAGUCAGAUUCCCACCCAUAGACUGUAGAAAGACUUCGCAAGCAUCAGACACAUUGACUAUUCCAUUGUCUAGACUUUGUGUUCCAAGAUCAGAGGCACUGCCUCUUCAUAAACUGUCCAUUACUGAGAAGGUAGUACAGGCAGUCCAGUCCAUGUUGCUUCCUCAGGAGGGAAGUCUCUCUAUUCAUACCUCACUUCCUGCAACAGGAGAUGGGUCAGCUCCUGUGAUGGCAGUCGUUCGGCUCCUGGCUGAAAUAAGAACAAGAGCAUGCCUGGUCAUGGCCCAGCUUUUAGAAGACAGCUUAUUCUGUGAAGAAUUCAUACAACAGUGUCCAGCAGCUGUUGAAGUGCUCAACCUAGUAGCCCAGGAAUGCAGUGCUGGAGAGCGGCUGGCGGUUGUGGAGGGGCAGUGUGAGCGGCUGCGGAUGCUCUACCGGGACUGUGCUCGGCCGCCGCCGCCGCCGCUGCAGGCCGACCGGAGACAGCCCAAAGAGAUCACUUGGAGCCCCUCGCGAGUGUUCCCGCCUGUCCGAGCCUGCAUGUUCUCAUCGCAUCUUACUUCUGUCACCUUCCUGGCUGACCCCAGCGCUGGGGGCGGUCUGCCCCGGGGCACAUUUAUCUAUGCCACCUCACCACUACCCGUUCAGGCCCCAUCUUUUUACUGGGAAAUUGAAAUUGUUUCCUAUGGAGAUACUGAUGACGACACUGGACCAAUCGUUUCCUUUGGCUUUGCUACAGAAGCAGAGAAACGAGAUGGGGCUUGGACUAAUCCAGUGGGCACUUGUCUUUUCCAUAACAACGGCCGAGCCGUGCACUACAAUGGCUCCAGUUUAUUACAGUGGAAGAGCGUGCGCUUGGAUGUGACUCUCUCUCCUGGUGAUGUGGCAGGAAUUGGCUGGGAGAGAACUGAGGGGACCCCCCCUCCUCCGGGGCAGCCAGCCAAGGGCCGGGUAUACUUCACAUACUGCGGGCAGCGCCUGUCCCCGUAUCUCGAAGACGUCUCUGGUGGGAUGUGGCCUGUGGUUCACAUUCAGAAGAAGGCAGGAAACUUCCUGUGGACCACAGACAUGGCGGCCUGCGUGAAGGAGCUUGUUUUCCAUCUCCUGGCGGAGCUGCUGCGCACCGUGCACUCCCUGGAGCAGAGGAAGCACCCUGUCGGCCUGUCCUCCUCCAUUGCCCUCCAGCUGAACCCCUGUCUGGCCAUGCUGAUGGCUCUGCAGUCGGAGCUCCAUAAGCUGUACGACGAGGAGACCCAGAGCUGGGUCUCAGGCAGCGCAUGCGGGGGCUCGGGGGUGGCGGCGGCCACGGACCAGGGCAGGUUCUCUACGUACUUUCAUGCGCUCAUGGAAGGCUGCCUGGCGGUGGCCGAGGUGACCCUGCCCACCAACAUGAGUGUCACAGCCAGCGGGGUGACCUCAACGACCGCCCCGAAUCUCAGCGACUCAUCGUCCUCCUCAUCCUCCUCCCCAGGACAGACACCUCAGAGCCCUAGCCUCCUGUCGAAGAGGAAAAAAGUCAAGAUGAAGCGGGAAAAGGCCUCCUCCUCUGGGAAGCGCCAGUCGUCCCGCUCAGUGGAGUCAGACCCCGCCAUGCUCAGCAUUGGGGGCAGCAAGCCGGAGGACAUGCUAUGGUUUCAUCGAGCCCUCACCCUGCUCAUCAUUCUCCGACACCUCACCAGGAAGGACCCGCAGGGUCUGGGUGUGACCAGCGACGCCAUCGCCGAUGCUUGCCAGGCCCUGGUGGGCCCCACCGCCCACAGCCGCCUGCUGGUGAUCUCUGGAAUCCCCACCCACCUGGAUGAGGGCAUCGUCAGAGGGGCUAUCCGCAAGGCCUGCAAUGCCCAUGGCGGGGUCUUCAAAGAUGAGAUCUACAUCCCCCUGCAGGACGAAGACCCCAAGAAACCAAAGGACAAGGCCGAGGGUGGUGACGGCAAAGCCGAGCCGGAGAAGACCCUUGGCUUCCCCAGCGCAGACAGCUUGGAGGUCAGCACGUCCAGCAGCCUGACGCCUGCCAUGAGCAUCAGCGCAUCCGCUUCCACCAGUCAGGCCUCCAUCUGCAGCUCCCAGGGUAUCUCACAGACAGCCAGUGACCUCUCUGUGGAUCCGCUGCCCUCAGGCCUCGAGCCGCCCGUCCCUUCUGGGGUAUUAGAGCCCCACGUGGUGUCCAGCCAGGAGAGUCUAGACAUCUCCCUAUGCAGCACGGGCAGCCUGGGCAGCCUGGGGAGCCUGGGGGAGCCGCUGGACAAUGCCGAGACGGCCUCCGUGUCGGACGUGGGCUCCAUGUACACCGUCACGUCCCUGGACAACCAGCCCCUCGCAGCGCGCCCCAUCAAAGGCUUUGCGGUCGUGGAGAUAAGAUCCCGAGCCAAAAUUGAGAAAAUUCGAGCAAGUUUAUUUAACAAUAACGACCUGAUUGGUUUGUCAAGUUUGGAUGGUGAAGAUGAAUUGAUGGAGAUGUCAACAGAAGAGAUUCUCACUGUAUCUGUAGUAAAUCAGAGUCUGUUUGAUACUCAGGGGAGCCCAGGGUUAGAAGAUUACUUCAAUGAUAAGUCGAUUAAAGGUGAGAAGCUGGUGCCCGGUGCCAGGGAGGUGCUCACGGAGAUAUUUAAGAGCUGUGCCCAUUCCGAGCAGAUGCUGAGCCUGACACCAGCAAAGCCCAUCAAAGUAUCGGACAUUUAUCUUAGCAAAGAGCAGAUCAACUCCCAAACGCCAGGCAACCUCCUCCACCUCUUCUUCACCAACGUCCGGCCUCCAAAAAAGGUGCUGGAGGACCAGCUCACCCAGAUCCUGAGGAAAUACGGCGUGCCAAAGCCCAAGUUCGACAAGAGCAAGUACAACAAAGGCGGGAAGGAGCAGCACCCCGUGAAGGUGGUGAGCACCAAGCGGCCCAUCACCAAGCCGCCUGCCAAGGACAAGGCUGUGCUCAACAGUGUCAGGUGGGCUUCCGAGGGGCUCAACGUGCCCAUCGAGAGCCUGCGCCUGCGCUUCGCCCUGCUCCAGUCCCUGAACACCACGCUGGAGACCUUCUUCCUGCCUCUGGUGGAGCUGCGCCCGACGCCCGUGUACGCGCACAGCAUCGCUGCCCUGCUGAAGGAGGCCAAAGGGCUGAUCUUUUAUGACACGAAGGUGACCGUCAUGAAUCGGGUGCUGAACGCCACUGUGCAGAGGACAGCUGACCAUGCAGCUCCCGAGAUCACUUUGGACCCACUGGAAAUUGUGGGAGGGGAGAUCAGAGCCUCCGAAAACUCCUACUUCUGCCAGGCUGCCCGGCAGCUGGCCUCCGUCUCGUCCUCUCAGCUCUGUGUCAAGCUGGCCAGUGGUGGCGACCCCACCUACGCCUUCAACAUCCGCUUCACAGGGGAGGAGGUCCACGGCACCAGCGGCUCUUUCCGGCACUUCCUGUGGCAGGUGUGUAAGGAGCUGCAGAGCUCGUCGCUGUCCCUCCUGCUGCUGUGCCCCAGCUCGGCCGUCAACAAGAACAAGGGCAAGUACAUCCUGACCCCGAGCCCCAUCACCUGCGGGGAGGAGCAGCUGCUCCACUUCCUGGGCCAGCUGCUGGGAAUUGCAAUUCGGGCAGAUGUCCCUCUUCCCCUGGACCUCCUGCCUUCCUUCUGGAAGACCCUGGUGGGGGAGCCCCUGGACCCUGACCAAGACCUACAGGAAGCAGACAUACUCACCUACAAUUACGUCAAGAAGUUCGAGAGCAUCAACGAUGAGACCGAGCUGGAGGCGCUGUGCGCCGAGAUCGCCUCCCAGCACCUGGCCCCCGAGAGCCCGGAGGGCCCCAACAAGCCGUGCUGCAGGUUCACCUACCUGACCAUGACGGGCGAGGAGGUGGAGCUGUGCAGCCGCGGCCGGCACAUCCCUGUGGCGUGGGAGAACAAGGACAUCUAUGCGGCCGCCAUCCGGAGCCUGCGGCUGCGGGAGCUGCAGAACGCCGAGUGCGUGACGGCCGUGAGGGCGGGCCUGGGCGCCAUCAUCCCCCUGCAGCUGCUCACCACGCUCAGCCCGCUGGAGAUGGAGCUGCGCACGUGCGGCCUCCCUUACAUCAACCUCGAGUUCCUCAAGGCCCACACCAUGUACCAGGUGGGGCUGAUGGAGACGGACCAGCACAUUGAGUUCUUCUGGGGGGCGCUGGAGAUGUUCGCCCAGGAGGAGCUGUGCAAGUUCAUCAAGUUUGCCUGCAACCAGGAACGCAUCCCAUUCACCUGCCCCUGCAAGGACGGGGGCCCUGACACAGCCCAUGUGCCCCCAUACCCCAUGAAGAUUGCCCCCCCAGAUGGCACAGCAGGUUCCCCAGACUCUCGCUACAUCCGAGUGGAGACCUGCAUGUUCAUGAUCAAACUUCCCCAGUACUCCUCUCUGGAAAUCAUGCUGGAGAAACUUCGUUGUGCCAUUCACUACCGAGAAGACCCCCUGAGUGGCUGAGGGGAGGGAGCCCCAGAGUGAGUCCGUCACUGAGGCACCGCUCCGCCGGCUUGGGAAGCCUGCCACUGAGGGCACAUCCCUCCGGGCCCUGCGUGAGGAGUUGGCGACAUUUUGCUUUUCUGAACUUUUGUCCACAUUCCAGGGCUUCCUGGAAGACUUAACCUUUUGUAUUUGUAUGUUUCGUGAUGGGUUGGUUCUUUUACUACCUGUUUGUGGUAUGUUUGUAGGAUAGUUUAGUUCCCGGGCAGCCUGUGUCUCAUUUGAUCUUCCUGGACAUUGUCUUUCAUGGCCACCGGAUUCUGAUGCCAUAAGGCCCCAGUUAGUUCCACAUCAUGGAAAUCACCCAGCAGGAAGCUGGUGGUGAGAUCCCAGUGGCCACACACAGCAUCCUGUUCUCUCCACAGAGCAUCUUCACAAACAAGUCUGUGGCCCUGCCCCUCCUGUCUUGAGGGGGAAUUGAUCCUGGACACAGCUCCCACAGGCCUCCUUCCAUCUUGAAAUGGUUGGGCCAGUUACCCAAACGUGGGAGACACACACACGGAGCUUUCUGUGUUAAUCUUCCGGCUUUAGAGCCUUGUUUAUGGUCUGGGUUUUUCUGAGGAAAAGCGCCCCCCACCCCAUGGUUCCCCCAUCCCUUCCCACCCAGACAACCCUCUGCCCUGUCUCCUCUGGGCCCCUGGUCUGACAGUUUUCCACUGAGCGUUCCUCAGAAGACCAAAGGGCUCAUCCCCAACCUUAGUUCACAGCCAGGCAUGUUGCAGCUCCAGGAGUUGAGAAGGACACCCAGAGGAGGAGGGACAGCGCUCGAGUGGGGGCCUUUUUCUGAGACUGACUGAACAGGAAAGCACAGGAUUCAAGCCUACCCCCCCCCUUUUGUACUCAGAAACAGCCCUUCUUCACCGCAGUGUUGGUGAGUGGGCCACACACCCAUUUUAAAAAGAGCUGACUGAGGUGCUCUGCUCAAUUCAGGGUCUACUUCAGUGACUAAGACCUUCCAAGGACCACUGUGGGGUCCUCUGCCCCCUCUGUCCAGGCCCACCCCCUACUCCCUUGCCACCCCAUGUGAGCGUGUGUGCCAGGGCUGAGCUGCUCCAGGCUCACCCGCUGCCCCAGUGCAUUGGUGCCCCAAACAGGUCUUUGUCCGAUGGUACUUUGUUCCAGAGUAGCAUAUGCCGUCUUAUUGGACACUGUCAUUUUGGGCCUUGCCAGUUCUCAUGGAAUCGCAUCACUGUAUUUAUUGUAUAAUAUUGUGAAUACUGAAAGUUCUGAGUGAGUGAGUGCUGACUAGAAGGCUCUGGAGUGUGAAUGCUCGGGAAAGAAAGCUGUGCUUUUCCUUUCUCUGCUGUGGCCCUGGCCUGGUGGAAAGUUGUAUGGCUUUAGACUUAGAGCCAUUAGCAUCCAUCUCCUCCCUCUUAUUCUUAGGAAAUGCAUUAAGAACCAUUAUAGAAAUGAUUCCCCAACCUAAGGAAAAGCUAAAACCGGAUUCAUCGUUCCGGCUGCAUCGGUUACAUUUGAUGCAGGAGCAGUCCUGUCUGGAGGUGAGCACCUGCAAGCAGUUUCCCUGCUUGAAAGGAAGAGGGUUGGCCUCUGCCUCCUAGCAGCGAGAGCCCCGUUGACUGGGGGUCACACCAGGAUGUAGUCCUGACAAAGGAUCCUCUUAUUUCUGCAUAACGAAAGAGCCUCUGGAUUAUUAGAAGGGGUUCUUCCUCUCUGUAUUUUUACAUUCUUGGUCCCUUCCAAUCCUUCCCAUCCCUUGAAUGGGCUCAGAAUUGUCAGCUACCUCCCCCAGGGGGGUUUGGGAAGCUUCUUUUGGCCCAUCACUUGAACGGAUGACAGCUGUGAGUGGGAUGUUUGCUGCUAACACGACUGCGUCUCCCAGAGAGCACACUGAGAGCUCCAGACCGAUUCAAACCUUGGCCCUAAAAAAAAAAAAAAAAAACCGUGUGCUGUAAAGUUACUUGAUGUAUAUUUAUUAUAAUUAUUUAUGGUUGCAUUUAACAAAGUUUUCAUUCAAUUUGAUGCUAUUUACACCACUGCUGUGUAAAGGAAGCUCACUACAGGAAAAAAGUCGCACCAAUAAAUAACCUUCAUCUAAUUUUGAUUUA
Molecule: messenger RNA, 13240 nt
Organism: Leptonychotes weddellii (Weddell seal)
Lineage: Eukaryota; Metazoa; Chordata; Mammalia; Carnivora; Phocidae
Source: RefSeq, a predicted model, not a curated record